CCCAGCAGGCAGCGCGGCCGCAAAAAGCGGCGGUGGAGGAGAGCCGGCACCGGAGGCUUGCGCGGGCUCAGAGAUGGAACGUUGCUGGAGUUCGCGGGUGUAGCUGCUCGGGGCCGGAGGCUCACGUCUUGAGCCGCUGCGCGCCAAGGCGGGAAUCCGGGAGGCGGGCUGCUCUGCAAUUAAUGCACGCAUUUAAAACUCCCGAAGUUGUGGACGCCAUGCACAGGAAACACCUCCAGGAGAUUCCCGACCAGAGUAGCAACGUUACUACCAGCUUCACGUGGGGAUGGGAUUCUAGCAAGACUUCUGAAUUGCUCUCAGGCAUGGGGGUGUCCGCCCUAGAGAAGGAAGAGGUGGACAGUGAGAACAUUCCCCAGGAGCUGCUGUCCAACCUGAGCCAUCCUCAGAGCCCCCCACGAAAACGGCUGAAGAGCAAAGGGAAUGACAAGGACUUUGUGAUCGUCCGCAGAUCUAAGCUAAAUCGAGAGAACUUUCCAGGUGUUUCAUGGGACUCACUUCCAGAUGAGCUGCUCUUAGGAAUCUUUUCCUGUCUGUGCCUCCCUGAACUUCUAAAAGUCUCCUGUGUUUGUAAGAGGUGGUAUCAUCUAGCGUUUGACGAGUCUCUGUGGCAGACCUUAGACCUCAUGGGUAGAAACCUGCAUCCCGAUGUGAUUGGUCGGUUGCUGUCUCGAGGGGUGAUUGCCUUCCGCUGCCCACGAUCGUUUAUGGACCAACCAUUAGUUGAACAUUUCAGCCCUUUCCGUGUUCAGCACAUGGACCUGUCGAAUUCUGUAAUUGGUGUGUCUACUCUCCAGGGCAUUCUGUCUCAGUGCUCCAAGUUGCAGAAUCUAAGCCUGGAAGGCCUAGAGCUUUCGGAUCCCAUUGUCAAUGAUCUUGCGCAGAACUCAAAUUUAGUGCGACUAAACCUUUCUGGGUGUUCUGGGUUCUCCGAAUCUGCCCUGAAGAUUUUGCUGAGCAGCUGUUCCAGAUUGGAUGAGCUGAACCUCUCCUGGUGCUAUGACUUCACUGAGAAGCACGUGCAGGUGGCUGUUGCGCACGUGUCAGAGACCAUCACGCAGCUAAAUCUUAGUGGCUACCGAAAGAAUCUCCAGAGAUCAGAUGUCUCUACCUUAGUGGGAAGGUGCCCCAAUCUUGUCCACCUAGACUUGAGUGACAGUGUCAUGCUAAAGGAUGACUGCUUUCAGGAAUUUUACCAGCUCAACUACCUCCAACACCUAUCACUCAGUCGAUGCUAUGAUAUAAUACCUGAAACUUUACUUGAACUUGGAGAAAUUCCCACGCUAAAAACACUACAAGUGUUUGGAAUUGUGCCAGACAGUACCCUUCAGCUGUUAAAGGAAGCUCUUCCUCAUCUACAGAUCAAUAGUUCCCAUUUCACCACCAUUGCCAGGCCGACCACAGGCAACAAAAAGAACCAGGAGAUAUGGGGCAUCAAAUGCCGACUGGCACUGCAGAAGCCCAGUUGUCUAUGAAGUAUUCAUUGCAGGAUGAUGUCUCCUCUUUUCUUUGGAACAGGGAAAAUAGGCAGGAAGCCCACUUGCUGGAGCACUCGCUAUUUUAAAUCGUGGUUUUCCCUUUGCCUUCAUUCCACAAGUAUAUUAGUGAACUAUUUGAGAGAGAAAACUCGAAGUGUUGCUUUUUUAAAAUGACUGCAAAAGCUUCCAGCACUGCUGUGCCCAGAAGAGCCUAAUUUUUAGGCCUUUUGAAAUUUUAGGAGUGAGCCUAUAAUUUCAGGAUACUUUAAAGACAUACAUUUGAGCCACCUCUUCCAAGUGCCCUUCUUAUUAAAUCUAUUUGGAAUUAAGCUUUAAAAUCACCACCAGCAAAUCAUUUUCAUAGCCUGAAUGGUAACUUGGCACUCUUCUGUUUAAAUUUUCAAUGUUGCUGUAUAAGACAUAGAUUGGAAGAAUAAGAAGCUAUUUGUAUUUGUACUGAACAGAAGGAAUCAUAGAAUAGUAUGAAGCAGUCCCUUUUUGGGGGGGUAGAAAACAAAAAAUUCACAUUUCAACUUUAUCUUUAGAUUUGAAAUUAGUUCAUGGAAAUAAAUAGCCCUGGAUAACUCACCUUAAAACCUAAAUAAAAACCAACCAAUCUACCAGACAUAGAACUAGUAUAGAAUUUGAAGGCUUAAGAGGCAAUUUUCUAUGACAGGUUAAUCUGAAAUUUCCUCUGAUACACGUUAAUUAAGUCUCCUUUAUGUACUGUGUUCUCAGAAUGCUAAAUUAGUUGAGGAAAUAUAACUGUGGCCAUCUGUGAUCAAAUUAUGUUAACAUGGGUUCUUUAGCUUUUAAAAUGACUUGCUUUGUUUUAGAAAGGUGAUAGUAAGCAGCCAGUCUCUAUUGAAAUGUAGGAUUGAAAUGCCUGCUGUUUUCCUUUAUCACUGAGGUUCUCGAGAUUAUUUUCAUGUUACUCUGGAAUCAAGUGUCUUAAACUGUCCUUUUUUAUUGAUCUCCCACAGUAAUUGUUCAAAACUACCCAUUUUAUAAGGUUACUGAACUUAAGAGUUCCCUAAGAAGAACUGCACGUUCCUUCAAUUGGAAAUACAUAUUAGGAGCAGGUAUAUGUUCCCUACAGCUUCAGAGCAAUAAGCACAACUUGCACCUGCAUAAAAGUUAAGAUUCAGGUGUUAAAUCUUUUGAUGUCAUCAGGUAUUUUUUUUUAAUGGUAUAUAGAAGAAAAGUAAUUAAAUUCUACUUAAAAAAAAAAAAAUACUAAUUUCUUACUUGAAUUGAUGAGCUCCCCAUAUAUUCAAAAUGGAAAACCCAGUCCCAUCAUUUCUAUUGUUUUUUUAAAUCAGAUUUUUCAAAUAUUAAAAAUAAUGAUAUGAAGUGCCCUUAUCUGCUCAGACCUAAGGAAGAACAUUUUAAAGUAGUGUUUGAUAGGAAAUGAUGAUGGUUCAAUUUUGUAGUAGUUAAAAAGUGCUAAAGACUACGUGAAAUUAUUGUUUACAGAUUAGUGACAAGGGCUGGUGGUAGGAUCCUGGUUGGACUGUGACUUCCAGAUGCCCUUAAAAAUACAGUGCUUCCAAAUUCAAAUCCAGCCAUAAACUGUUUUGCUAAUGUGUCAGAAUAAUCUGUAUUUUUGUAUGUGACUUCUACUUUUAUAGACUUGUUUUAAAAUAAAACACAUUUUUAUAAAAAUGA
This is a messenger RNA of Manis pentadactyla (Chinese pangolin), 3164 nucleotides long. RefSeq names its product S-phase kinase associated protein 2 (gene SKP2). Lineage: Eukaryota; Metazoa; Chordata; Mammalia; Pholidota; Manidae. Gene Ontology annotation, molecular function: protein binding. The transcript is spliced from 10 exons. The record is from RefSeq and is a predicted model, not a curated record. The coding region runs from base 183 to 1493 and encodes 436 amino acids.